Pomacea canaliculata is the source of this 5194-nucleotide messenger RNA. RefSeq lists its product as uncharacterized. The coding region runs from base 1041 to 3611 and encodes 856 amino acids. Lineage: Eukaryota; Metazoa; Mollusca; Gastropoda; Architaenioglossa; Ampullariidae. The transcript is spliced from 7 exons. The record is from RefSeq and is a predicted model, not a curated record.
UCACAUUUUUCUGCCCUUUUUUUUUUAUUUGGCUCAACAUUUACCCCAUUCCUGUUGUCAACAUAAUUUGUGUGCUGUGUGAAAGUUCAACAUUCAAUACUCGCCAGGCUUCCCUUGCCUACUGUUCUAUGUGACAUUUAUAGGUCCCGAAUGGUUGGCCAGUGUAAAACGUUCCUAUACAACAUCCUAAAGAUUGCAAAUCCUAUUAACGCAAAAACUAAACAAAUGUGUAAAGGUAAGCGUUCUGUAGUAUGGGUUGAUGGGCUUUUUUUUCUAAAUUAGCAUAAAUUUUUGUCUCCUAAUUUUCAGAUCAGAAUGCUUUGGGUUGGGCGUUCUGCUGGUGGUGAGAUGCUGUCUUUCUGUACCCUGAUUUCCACAGACGCACGUAACUAGACAAGAGGAGCGCGUGUCUUGUUAACUGAGAUCGGUAUCACAUCAGGCAAUAAAUAAGUGAUCCCCAGAGACUAUAUAGGAGUCACAAUUCUGUGAGCAGAUUUUUUUUUUUACACUGACGGGUAAGCUCAGUGUCUCUUAUUUCUGGGUACGUCGUGAAGCAGAUCCAGACAUCAAUCGAUUUUUUUUUUUUUUCCAGUUUGGGUUUACAUAGUUCUUGGAUUUUGUUAACAAAGUCCCGUAGUGUGCGUAGCUAACAGCUGCAUGACAACCAUUGUGAAGCAGGUGUUUUCUCAGUUUUUCUCAAGCAAAACCGAGACCUAUUUUACACCACAAGAAAUCAAGGAUGAAUCUACAUGUGGUAGUUCCUUUUUGAUCGUGGGUUCAGAGAAUUCCUAAAAGUAGCAGAUCUAUAAACAGCACGAACAGUCAGAUCUGUUGACGUAGAUAGGUUCGGCGUAAGCUUUGUGAAUGACGUGGAGAGAGCCUCGUGUGAUGAGACACAUCCUUGUGUCAGUUGCUGCAUGCAUCCUGUUCUGGCGGCGCUCGUUGCCAGCUUCAUUUCGGUAAGCCUAAAAUGGCGAGAAAUUCAGACAAUAGAGACAAGUCUAUGAAGUGAAAAAGAUUCUGCAGCCUGCCGGGCCACGAUGCUCUUUGAAACGUUCCGGAGGGCCCACGUGGCAUCACAGUUUGGAGUACCUCGUCUGGCAUGGAAUGACGGUUCUCAAGGAAAGGGACAAGAUGAUGCGUGUCUGCGGAAGCCAUCCGUGGUGCUGGUGGAGGACGUGGUCUCCAGAGACGAGAUCACCGCAAACUCUCGGAAAGAGGGCAAGCAGCAGUACUACGCUCCGCUACCGCCGGGAGCUGCUUCUUGUGGAAUUAGACGCAGGCUGGAACUCAGCACAGAGGGAUUUUGGGAUUUUCUAUUUUCGGAUCGCUGGCCCCAGACGUGCCUGCUGCGCGUGCUAGAUGGCGAGGUGCUGGAGAACAUCCUGGUCGCUCUGUACCGGCUGGAGCGAGAUCACGAUGUCAUCAGCUACGUCACCCUCGCACUCAUGCAGCACGAGCGACUCAUUAAGCCGUGUAGCAAGACAGCAUCGCCCAAGGAUCAGUUCAUUCGAAGGGAAGAGUUGGUGCUAGUCGAACUAGAUUACUGGGCCCCAAAUCGUCGGCUCGAAGCCAGUGGUGGUGAGUCGAUCCUAGCAGAGAAUCACACAGAGGAUGCUGUCAACAACUCGUGGCUUACAGUCGUCCCAGAUCCCACACAGCCAGCGGAAGAAGCAGAUGACAAACGAGAGGACAGGGCCCAAUAUGUCGCCUCUAGCGCAUCGGUUCGCUGCAACAUCAGGGGCCUAACGCGUCCUCCGCCUCACACGGACUGCAUGAUCCCUUAUCACAUGAUCCGAGAACCCUACUUGCAGCGACGUCAACGUGAAGGCAGCAUGUUCCCCAAAAUUCAGCUACCUAAUGCACGGGUCUGUUUGGAACCUACAAUCUUCGACCUGCAAGAAAGCAAGAAGAAGGACGAAAAACUCUCUAAGGAGGAUAUGAUGCAGCUGGGGCCUCAUUUGGAAGACGGAAGUGAGAUGGUGGCUGACGAUCCUUUUCUGCAACGUGUAGCAGAUGAGUAUUUUAAGCAAGUCUCCAAGACUAUGUUAUCUUCAGUCAAGCCGAAGAGUGCAACCCCAGCUUUAAACGAUCAAAAGAAACAGCCGAAAAAGGACGGAAAAGAGUCCGACAGCCUUACGGACGAAGAGGCAGAUGAGAAGAAGGGUAUUAGCUGGGUUGACCCCGAAAGACAGAAAACGAUCGAAGGCGACAUCCGUCUCAUGACGAAGGAUCUUCGUCUCUCCCAGAAGAGCGCGGGGAAGAAAGUGUGCAUUCGCUCCAAGCUGCAUCGUGAACUCAGACGGAGGCAGAGGGCGAGGAUGUCGGGUAUUUCCCCUUCAAGAUCUUCUAGUGAGUCUGACAGCGAAGAUGGAUGCAGCCCAGCGAAGCUCAAGCCGGAGCCCAAGAGUUCAGACAUUAACUGCACUAAGAUUAAGCAAUGGACCAAAUGUCCCACCUUUAUGGAGCUUUACUAUUUGCUGCUGGCUGAACAGCAGGCAGCGAAAGAGAGUUCUGAACAAGACAAGCGAAAAGGUAAGAAGGGGAAACCUCAACUCUCGAGCCCUCAAACUUCGCCAAAAUCUCCUGGAGGAAGUGAGUCCCAGAGAGAUGGAAAAGGCAAGACAGACAAAAUCGAGCACGAAAUUAAACGGAAUGAGAAAGACAAAACUAAUGAAAGUGAAGAGAAGGUGCAAGAGGGUCAAGAUCAGCAGACAGACAAGCAAAGUGAAGAGGUGAAAGAUCGAAAGGCUGAAAAAAAGCAGAAAAAGCAUGAAGAUAAGGAGAAUCAGCAAAGAGACAGACGAGACAACAGGAGUAAAGAAGGGAAACGAGACCUGCCAAGUCAGCAAGUGGACAUAACAGGAGCCAGAGGGAGAGGACAUCAGAUCAGGAAUCCACAAGUUCCACGAGGUUACCGCUUUCGUCAAAAGCAACAUACAGACGACAAACAUGAGAAAGGUGUCGAGAUGGGGGAAGCUGUAUUUCCGCGCUACACCAAACAGCCCACACAGUACGGAAAGGGGGAGUUUACCCUUCCUUGCCUGCGUCCUACCAACCUCACGGCGGACGAGAUCAGGGACAUGGCGAGGCUGGGGAUCACCCUCUCCGGUGACCUGCUGACCUCGAAGCAACAGGAGCUCAUUCGUGAAGCUGGGCUAGUCGUCAGUGACGACGACCCCUGGCACAUCUCAGUGCGUUUUGCUCAUCUAGCGGGCGGCGUUUGCGACAGCAUCGGCGUACGCAACACACUGAUGUGGAGGCGCAAUAAAAUGCUCAGGCUCAUCGAGGAGGGACGACUCAUCCUAAAAAUACAGGAAAACCGCCUCUGGACCAUAGUGCGUAUCGUUCCCACGGCACUCAGCAGAUCGAAAUUGCAGCCUCCCAUCGGCGCAAAGCUCAACGCGCAGGAUAAAAGGAAGUCGGUACAUUAUGAAGAAAAGAAAGAGACAAGAUUAGCACCAAGACCUCGGCAGCUUCUCCGCGUAGACCACAGCGUCUGCCUGUUUCAUACACCAAAAGCCUCAGUUCGCCAAAAAUGGAAAGUAAGAAGCCUCUUGCACAGAAUAAAACAGACCAAACGGAGCCACCUCGCUCACCCACUACAGUAAUGAGGACCACCACUAAUGAGAGAUCAAAGUUCAGAGAUGGCACCCCCUUAGCUAAAGAACAGGAAUCACAGAAAAUGAAAAAAGACGACUUAAGAUGUGAAGAAAUAAAACGCCCUUCCGUCUCUAGACGACAGAAUGCCAGCUACGUUUAUGAGACGUAUCGCGUAAUGAAGGACACGAUGAAAGAAAAGAGUGCACCACGACAAAUGAAAGGUCAAGCCGUUGAAACCUCUAAAUACUUCGAUGGUCUUACAUCCAGAUUCAAGUUUGAUAACGACGCUUCACUUUGCCCCACGCGCAAUGAUGGGCGUAAAAGUGCAAAAAGCGACAAUAGAAAGCCACGCGUGAGAACUGCUAAGACAGAAGUACCAGAAAUAAGCCUGUCUGAUUUAGGUGACAUAAAGGAAGAGCGGUUAUUUGAAAUGAUGAAGCUUAAUGAAGUCUUCGAACCAACAAAACUGAAAAGUUCAUAUAGUUUUGAGAAACUUUUCGCCUAUCGUCAAGAUCAAAUACCCAACUACAGCAAACUGCUUUCCGAAUUUCAAAAGCCAUUCAAGGGAAAAGUGUCCAAGGAUAUCAAAAAGGAGAAAAACGAUAAAGCGAAAAAAGAUGAAAAGGUGCCGAACCUGAAAAUCAGGAAGCAAUGUCGACCGUUAGAGAAUCUGACGAGAUACAGAAAGAACACACGGCUGACGAAAAGCAGUCUGAACCUAUGGUUAUUGGAAAGCUUCGGAAGUUCAAGUUUCUGAAGUAUAGAGAUUACAUCUCUGGCACUCUGGACAUCGGGCAGCCACCUCACAACCAACCAACUCUAGAAGAGAUGUGUACGAUGUUGGAGCGGGCACUGCACCUCUUCAUCGUCAGAAAGGAGCGGGCGACAACCGCAGGACUGUUUCAAAGUAAGGUCAGCGUGACCUUUUCUAGGCGCCAACAGCCAGAUGGUAGUGGAGGAUUUCUGGCAGGACAGACAUGCGACGUUGUCUCCAACAUCUGUAACACUCUUAACCUCUAACCUGAAACCGUGAUGCACGAUAGAGUUCGUAACUGGCAUCGUUGGCAACUCACAAACAGAUUAAUUGUGCAGCUGGCACGCUCGUCUUUGAAAUUCAUUACAUCGUUUUGCGGGCAUCUGUGUUUGACCUCUGAAUAAAAUUUUAUUUUGUUAAGAUCCACAUGCAGCUUCACGUCAUAUUUAAAAAAAUUUGGUGCCAGAUACUGUGUAGUCACCAACAUUUGAGAAAACAGAACAAAAAGUGCACAGAGAGAGAAUAACAAGUGACUGACAGUAGAAAGGAAAAAAAGAGGUUCUCCCCACUACCGCAUACAGGAAACAUUUGCCAGUCUGUUCAGUCAAACAAUAAAGGACAGUGUUUGUCUGGCUUGCCUGCUAUUUUGUUAAUUGGAGAUUUAUGCUUUGUCAUGUUUAAUCUUUAGGAAUCAUAAAUUUGUUUCAAAGGAUUCUGAGAAUGUUAACUACAUCAAAAAUUUCUACUACAUACAGUUUUACGAGCAACAUUGAAGUGUAAGAAUUUUAUUUACACUCUUUUUUGCAUUUAUCAUUUUAAUAAAAUAUUUAAAGUUUA